ACGCAAGCCGUUGCCACCAUGGUGACGGUGAUGGCGGCGCCGGUACCGGUGAGAGGGACAGUGACGGUGUGAUGGCGGCGCGGCCGCUCCUCGCCCUCCUGUGCGCUGCUCUGUGGGCCCUCAGCCCCGGCCCCCACCGCCUGGCCGCCGCUCCCGCCCCGCUGCACCCGUUCACCCCGGUCCGCGGCCUCAACAUCAGCUGCCGGGCCUGUAGAGCGUCCUUCACCGCGCUGGACUUCGCGCUGCAGCUGAAGGUGGGCAUGGAUGAGGUGGGUCUGAUGGCCACGCGCCUGUGUGUGGAGCUGCACCUUGCUGCAGGGGAGGUCUGCGUGCAGGCCAUUCGGCUGUUUGAGCGUGACAUGAUCACUGCGUGGGUGGAGUCAGUGCUGCGGCCUGCAGAGGCAUGCGGGCUGCUGCUGGGCAGCGACUGUGGGCACUGGGACAUCUACGGUCCAUGGAACAUCAGCCUGCCGGUGACACCAAAGCCCCCGGUGGUGCCGCCGGUGUUGCCGCCGGCCGGCUCGCCCGUUACCCGCAUCCUCUUCCUGACUGACAUUCACUGGGACAAGGACUACGCUGCCGGCACAGAUCCCCAUUGCCGGGAGCCCCUGUGUUGCCGUGUCGGUGCUGGCCGGCCGCCCUCUCACCGGCAGGGCGCCGGCCCCUGGGGCGAGUACAGCAACUGCGACUUGCCGCUGCGCACCAUCACAAACCUCCUGCAGCAUCUGCAGCACCAGCGCUACGACCUGGCGUACUGGGCCGGCGAUAUCCCUGCCCACAACGUGUGGCAACAGAGCCGGCACGACCAAAUCAAUGCCCUGACCACCAUCACCAAACUCCUGCGCCAACACCUGCCCAACCUCACCAUCUAUCCUGCCGUGGGCAACCACGAGAGCACCCCAGUCAACAGCUUCCCCCCCCCCUUCAUCCACGGAAACCAGUCCAGCUCCUGGCUCUACAACGCCAUGGUGGAUGCCUGGCAGCAAUGGCUGCCCCCCACAGCCCUGGAGACCCUGCGGAGGGGAGGGUUCUACACGGUGGCGGUACGACCAGGCCUCAGGCUUGUCUCACUCAACAUGAACUUCUGCUCGCACGAGAACUUCUGGCUGCUCAUCAACUCCACCGACCCCGCUGGUCAGCUGCAGUGGCUGGUGGAAGUCCUGCAGGGGGCAGAGUGGAGCGGGGAGAAGGUUCACAUCAUCGGGCACAUCCCCCCCGGUCUCUGCAUGAAGGUCUGGAGCUGGAACUAUUACCGCAUCGUCAACAGGUAUGAGGGGACGAUAGCAGCCCAGUUUUUUGGCCACACACACGUGGAUGAGUUUGAGAUGUUCUACGAUGAGGAGACGCUGAGCCGCCCGCUGUCUGUGGCCUUCAUCGCCCCCAGCGUCACCACCUACAUCGGCCUCAACCCGGGGUACCGUGUGUACGAGGUUGACGGUGAUUACCGGGGCAGCUCCGGCCUGGUGCUUGACCACGAGACAUUCAUCCUGAACCUGACGGAGGCCAAUGGCAGUGGCCGUGCCGCCUGGAGCUCCCUGUACCGGCUACGGCAGAGUUACGGCAUGGCCACCGCCUUCCCCGCUGACUUCCAGCGGCUGCUGAGCCGCCUGUACAAGGACCAGCGCCUCUUCGACCGUUACUGGUACCUGCGGCACAAGGGGAGUGCUGCACUGCCGUGCCUCACCGAGUGCCGGGCUGCCGUGCUCUGUGCCCUGCGUACCGGCCGUGCCGACGACCCCCAGCUGUGCCGGGACCUGCCCCCUGACCUGCCCUACUCCCAACUCCACCGGCAUCGGCCCCCCCCCAUGUGCUGACACCCACAGAACCGCACAGAAACUCACAGAGCCUACCAGAAUCUACUAGAGCCUCCCGGAGAAAGGAGCGCUGGUCAUAUACGCGUGCUAGCUUGCUUAGAAACAUAGAAAAUAGGUGCCGGAGGAGACCAUUCGGCCCUUCGAGCCAGAACCACCAUUCAAUAUGAUCAUGGCUGAUCAUCCACAAUUAGUACCCCGUUCCUGCCUUCUCCCCAUAUCCCUUGAUUCCUUCAGCCCUAAGAGCUAAAUCUAACUCUCUCUUGAACACAUCCAGUGAAUGGGCUGGUCAUGCGUGUGCCACCUGGUCAUACACCCAGUCAGUGCAUGGUCCGGCCACUGCCCACGCUACACAGCCCGGACACUCUCUGUGCCUCUGCUGACCAGUGGCAGUGCUCCCGGCCUCAGGGCCACCCCCCCCCCCCCACAACACAGAGCCUGCUUCAUCCCAGAUCCCCCACGAGACCCUCCCCCAUGAGACCCUCCCCUUCCGGGACCCUCCCCCUCUGGGAUCAUCCCCUCUGGGAGCCUCGCCCACGGGACCCUCCCCCAUGGGACCCAUCCCCUCUGAGACCCUCCCCCUCCCGUGUAGAGGGGGCUUCACUCUGUGUCUCACCCCACCAGUGUGUGAUGGGUGUGAAGGAAUAGGAGCAGAAUUAGGGCCAUUCGGCCCAUCAAGUCUACUCUGCCAUUCAAUCACGGCUGAUCUAUCUCUCCCACCAACCGCAUUCUCCUGCCUUCUCCCCAUAACCCCUGACACCCGUACUAAUCAAGAAUCUAUCUAUCUCUGCCUUAAAUGUAUCCACUGACUUGUGGCCUCCACAGCCUUCUGUGGCAAAGGAUUGCACAGACUCACCGCCGUCGGACUGGGACGGGGUGGAGGAGCGUGACCCUGACCCUGACCCUGACCCUGGGGGCAGUGUGUGGGACGGGGUGGAGGAGCGUGACCCUUGACCCUGGGGGCAGUGUGUGGGACGGGGUGGGGGCUAGCGUUGCUCCACUUUCCCCACACUCCAAGCCCCCAUGCCUGUGUUUGUUCUGUCUCUGUGGCGCCUGCACUGAUGCGAUUCACUUUAAUGAGCGUGAAAGCUUGCCAAUGAUGGCGGCCUGAAGUGGGGUGGUCCGGUGGGGGAGCGGAGCCCCUGGGCUGAUGUGAAUUCCUGCUGUAAUGGUCUGUAUUAUGAUGGAACCUUGUAGCUCGGGCUGCUGCAAUAAACAUGGUGUGCCUCUCUC
Messenger RNA from Leucoraja erinaceus (little skate), 3044 nucleotides. RefSeq names its product sphingomyelin phosphodiesterase 1 (gene smpd1). Lineage: Eukaryota; Metazoa; Chordata; Chondrichthyes; Rajiformes; Rajidae. Gene Ontology annotation, biological process: ceramide biosynthetic process; sphingomyelin catabolic process. Gene Ontology annotation, cellular component: lysosome. The record is from RefSeq and is a predicted model, not a curated record. Gene Ontology annotation, molecular function: acid sphingomyelin phosphodiesterase activity.